This is a messenger RNA of Podarcis muralis (Common wall lizard), 1116 nucleotides long. Lineage: Eukaryota; Metazoa; Chordata; Lepidosauria; Squamata; Lacertidae. The record is from RefSeq and is a predicted model, not a curated record.
CCCCCCUCCCCGCGUUUGGAAAGAAUCGAGAGAGAGAAAGAGAAAAAGCGAGUCGGGCCUGGCCGGGCUCGCGCCUCCCCCCCUCCCCGCGCAGCCCCCCGGAUCGAUACCUGGGCCAGUUUCCGUACACAUCGGCACAAGUCUGGGCUUUGCUGUUCGUAGGUCAGCCUAUGCACCUCCUCUGUGCUCUCAGGACUUUCAGGAAAUAGUUUAACUUGUGAUUGAUCCACGUGAAGAUUUAAGAAACAUCCUGGCAAUCUAGAACACCUUACUUUCUCUAAUAAAUCAUACUGUGGGUUUAAAGAAGAGCCUGUCCAAAUGAGCAAGACAUCACAGCAGAACACAACUGCAGAAAGCAACGGAGUAAGUGUCAUCUACACCCAAGCACAAGCGAGUGGGUUGCAGCAGGUUCCUCAGUUGGUGCCUAUUAGUCCUGGAGGUGGAGGCAAAGCUACGCCUCCCAGUAAGCAGGGCAAGAAGAAUUCCACAAUUGAUAGAAACAGUGAUGAGUACCGCCAGCGCAGGGAGCGCAACAACAUGGCGGUGAAAAAGAGUCGUUUGAAAAGCAAGCAGAAGGCCCAGGAUACUCUGCAGAGGGUCAACCAGCUCAAAGAGGAGAAUGAACGCUUGGAGGCUAAAAUCAAGCUCCUGACAAAGGAACUGAGUGUACUCAAAGACUUGUUUCUUGAACACGCUCACAACUUCACAGACAGUGUGCAACCUCUUGGCACAGAAAGCACUGCCACAAAUUCAGAUGGCUCUGGACAAUAGGUGCCCUUUCUCAGCUCAUGGGCAGAACAGUAUGGACACAGCCCUCCUUACACAAGCCAGGUGCAGCAGCAGAGAAACUUCUCUAAACUUUGUAACAUCUGUCAUUUUGUGGCUUGUUCUGUUUUUCUAAAUAGUAGGCUUAACACUGAAAGGUUGUUUCAAGUAAACUGCAAACUGUUUAUUACUAAGUAUUUGUUUUUCAUUAAGUGUUAAUGUAUUUUCUGCUCUGGCAUUUUUGACUAAAUGAAAUGAUAAAAAUGAACAAACACCCCCAAAAUUUACAUCAGUAAACAUUGGCCCGCAGUACUUGGGCAACUAUAAUUAAAUGAUUAGUUGUUUAAUGUA